Pseudo-nitzschia multistriata is the source of this 1723-nucleotide messenger RNA. The record is from the annotation of a GenBank genome assembly. Lineage: Eukaryota; Bacillariophyta; Bacillariophyceae; Bacillariales; Bacillariaceae.
AGCCGUCUUGCCGCCGAGUCUGGAGCUUUAGUGACGAAAAGAAUUUAACGAGAAAGUCGCUUUUAGUUGUCGUCGUUUUUUUUUUCCCAACACAUAUUCGCUUUGAUGAUCGGCCAGGAGGAUGAUACGAGAAUGUGCAAAGCUCAUCAAUGCCUCCCUACUUUGCUCACUAUGUCGGUGCUCUCCGCAAUCCUUUCCCUAUUCUUUAUCUUCUUUGCCUAUUCUAGUAACAAUUCUAUCAACCACCAUUUUACUUGGUUCUUCCCUCCUACCGUUGCCAAUGCUGCUGCUUCGGAAAUCACCGAUCUGUAUGAAAUUCUUGGUGUUUCGCGGACCGCUUCGGUGCAGGAAAUCAAAAAGGCAUACCGAAAGAAGGCACUCGACACACAUCCCGACAAAAACAAAGGCGUUCCAGCUGAAGAAGCCGCGGCGGCCUUUCACAAAGUCGUCCAUGCCUUCGAAAUACUCAGCGACAAGUCCAGCAGAAAUCGAUACGAUCGAACGGGGCAAACCAGCGGUAACGGUAAUACCAGCAAUGGGGGUGGCAACCGGGGCGGAGGACCCCAGUGGACUUUUCGCUGGAAUACUGGUGGUGGCUCCCGAAACCAUCGCUACUACAAACCAAGAUUGAAGGACCGAUUCGACGUGAAACAAGCCCAGUCGAGAAUCCUGCACAUUGUCUCCCUCGAGCAGCUGGAAACUAUCAUUACGGCGACAAUCGACGGCGAAGCGGUUUUAGAACGCGACAUUAUGAUUUGUUUCUACACGCCGCCUCUCGAAACGCACCUGAUGGACGAGAUGGUCUACCCCUGGCCAUUUGCGGCCAAGUCCUCGCAGGGCAUCUGGUGGGAGGAUUUGCUGCAAACAUCGGUGGUUCGUUACCACAAUUCGAACGACCUGACCGAGUUUUUUGGGAUUCCGAGAGGCGGAUCUCUGGAAAAACCAGUCUUCAUCUUUGGCAAGAAAGGACAAAAAUUUUGGGAUAAGGCGGCUUGGGAUCGGAGGCUGUCGACAGACGAGAGACAAGUCUUUGACCAGUGGACAUGGAAACAACUCGAGGUAGAGGUGGUUUUUGUCAAUCACCAUGACCACCCGGUAGAAUGUACGUUGCUGUUGUGAUUGAAGUUGGUUGUUGUACAGUUCUGUGGUUAUGAUAUGCGUUUCUUUUGAUGUGGUGUGUUUCAAUGCUGUGGCUUUCACAUAUUUUUCUAUUUUUUUUCGUUCGGUGCUCUGAUAUCUUCUCUUCUGUCAUGUGCUACGACCAAAUUAAAACGUUUUGUCACCUACCAGUGUUCUGGAUCCACGAUCGGGGAGGCCAUGCGAAGGGGAUUAUCGACGCCAAUGGAGGACGUGCGGUCCACGUGACAACGCUCGCAAGCGAGUGGUGGGUACGAGACGCCCGGACCGACACCCUCGAGGGCGCUCCUGGACGGUGGAAAAUGACCGAUGGCACCUGCUUGUACAACGUCAAGAUUCUGAGUGAUGAGCACCGGAGAGAAUACGUCAUUCCCAAGCGGCUUUGCUACGACCUGAGCGGGCACUGCCCGUUCUGGAACCGUAGCGGGAAGGAAUGCGACAAAAACCCCAACUUCAUGCACCAGUGGUGCAGAAAAGAGUGCCGGAGGUGCACACCAGACGUGGACCCGAAAGCAAACGAGAAGAAACAUGACGGCACCGAUUAUCCUGGCAGUAAUGAAUUAUAGGAUAAAAUUUUAUUUUCUGU